CCCGCAGACCUCGCCGCACUUUUCCUUCGGUUAGCUGUUUUUAGGAUUUGACUGAAGCAGGCGUUCUUUUCGAGUCCUGCUCUUGCUUCAAACUUUCCGGCUUGAAAAUGGCCAAAAAUGUACAGCAACCUCAGCUGAAGUGCUUGCACUUCUACGACAAAUUGUUUUGCUGCGCCGAUCGCAAAGGCAGGAUCCCGCUUGCCAUCGAUCCCAUCAAAAGGGACGCAUGUCUUGAUCCUCUUCUGAAAGGAGUGAUCAACCGAGCACAAAGAUCGAAGAAAGCAGAUGGAAUUGAUCUGCUUGCGGACAUCACUGAAACCUUGUGGGAGCACAUGGAUCGUGGUAACUUGGUCGGCCAACCAAGCAACUUAUCUUGGUUUGCAGUUUUCCGAGCUGCCAUGCUCUUCAGCGAACGUCUGCAAGGCAAACAAGCCAAGGACCAGCGCAAAAUUACCUUGGCAGCAAUAAAAUGCCUCAACUUGGACGAGCCCUAUCGGACGAGCUUGACCAGGGCCAUGGACGUCCAAGUCCAGACUUUCAACUCGGCCAUCGCCCCAUUUCUCAAAUCGAACGACUUCUCCGACGUGCACAAAUAUGCAGAAUUUUUGCCCGAAUGCACUUUGGACGUGGCUUCGGCAAUCUCAAAGAUGCUAAACCUGGCGAUCCAGGUGUCAGGACUGAAGGUCCUGGAAAAGACGAGAGAUAACUUUGCCGUCGCUCUGCCCUUCCUCAUCCGGGUGAAUAACAGACCUGUCGGAUGGUUCAAGGUCAUUUUCUACAUGUACCGCCAAGUGUCCAAGGCUGCCCAGCAGGCGAUGCUCGAUAGCAUAACGACGUCCCUGAGCUACAUAGAAGCUGCGAAGGUUGGCCUGCGGAUUCGGGAGAAGAGCGUGGUGCACAAUGCCCACCGCCUCCUGGCCAGGCCACUGACAACCAGGGUGGUUCAGUCCGCUGUCAUAACUAGCCCCAUCAGCUUCAUGUUAGAGCUGCCCUUCCAGCAGCUGCUGUCUUUGAUGGACGCGCAAAUGGACGAGUGUCCGGGCUCGCCGCUCUUCACCUUAAUGGACCCCAACCAACUCUUCUCUCUCAUCACUGAGCUCAUAACGAAGGAGUUCUUCGGCUUCAAUCUGCGAGCCGGAAUUCUGCAGCGGCUCUACUGCUACCUUGUGAAUCCCACCUAUCACAUGACCUUUUAUGCUGUCAUGGCCACCGAGUGGGCCUUGUACUUGAACACGAGCGCCCUGGCCAAGGUCGAGCUGGCCAUUCGCUGGUGCGAGCUGGAACGCGUCCGGCAUGUGAGUGCAGUCAAAACUUUGAGCUGGAUUCCGGCAAUCGUCAAGAAUUGUCUCCGGUUGCGCCUCACCAAGUCAACCCCCUUGGACCACAGCCCUGUUGGCAAGCAGCUGCUUGAUUUUUACUUGGAGCAAACUGCGAGCUACCCGUCCUGGGACACUGACUUUGACAGAUUCACUCAGCAUGUGAAACUGCUCAUCAGCGACAGUUGCUCAGCUCAUCAGAUUUCUGCUCCCAAACUGAAAGAAGAGUUGAAUUUCCAAACUGAAGAAGAAAUCAACUACUUCUUGGAUAACCAGUUCUUUGAUCAUGCAUUGCGCAUAAACCACAAAGGCCAGUUGAUGGAGUGGCCCAAAUCAUAUGAAGUGGAUUUCUCCUCCGGUGUCUUCCCCACGUACAACCCUCCUGAAAAACCUGAACUUCCUUUGAUUUCGGUUCCUGCAGGCACUGCCGUGCCGCAAGAGGAUGCGCCCGUGGAUGAGGACGACUGGGAACAUGUGUCGAAAGACUUGAACCCACUCCUGUUUGAUUCUCUGGUUUACGAAGACGACAGUGAUGGCCAAGCCUCCGAAUCAGAAUCCGACGGUGGCGACCAGGGAGAGGAUGAAGAGGCUGUCACCCCUCCAGUGGCCAAUGUGGACCCUGUUGUCCUCCUGACUCCACUUGUGGUCCCCGAAGACAAAGAGGAGGAUGCCGAAGAAGAGGCACCUCACUCCGAUGCUGAGGAACAGCGUGACCAAGAAAAUUCCUCCACUCGUGAGACCCGCGACGAGGAAGUUGACGGCCCUGAAGAACAGGCUUCUCAGGGUGAUGCGCCUGAGGAGGAAGAGGGCGACGUUGGGGUUCAGCAGGCGAAUGACGAGGCUGUGACCCCUCCUGUGGUCAAUAUGGACCCUGUUGUCAUCCUGGUUCGUCUUGUGGUCCCUGAACUCGAAACUGAAGACAAAGAGGAGGAUGCCGAAGAAGAGGCACCUCACUCCGAUGCUGAGGAACAGCUUGACCAAGAAAAUUCCUCCACUCGUGAGACCCGCGAUGAGGAAGUGGACGGCAGGGACCCUGAAGAUGAUGCUCCUGAGGAGGAAGAGGGCGACCAGGUUGGGGAUCAGCAGGCGGAUGGCGUGGCUGUGACCCCUCCUGUGGCCAAUAUGAACCCUGUUGUCAUCCUGGUUCGUCUUGUGGUCCCCGAACUCGAAACUGAAGACAAAGAGGAGGAGGCCGAGCAAGAAGAGGCACCUGACUCUGAUGCUGAACUGCCCGACCCCAAAGCCAUCGACCAGGAAAAAACUCCGGCCAAGGUCGCACCUUCGGCAGCAGCGCCUCCGAAACCGAAAAAGAGGGUGGCCCAGGUUCUUGAGGACACUCCCGAGGAGGUCACUGGCGUUGUGACCAGGAGCAGGGCCAAGGCCAGAAAGAUCGAGCCCCUUUGCCUUAACGAGCCUCCGAAGAGGGCUAGGAAGCGCCGUUCCGACCCCACUGCAGUCCCCAAGGUGGCCAAGGAAGGUCCCAAGAAUAAGCGGGGAAGGAAGACCAAAGUGAGGCCAGUUUCUCAGGCUCCUCGCGCCCUUCAAGCCAAUGGGCAGCCGAUCGAGCGCAGAAAGAGGAAGCACUGGCAGCCGGAUCCAAUUGAUGUCUUGCCCGGAGACCGAUCGAGCAACAAACGUCGGGCUGCAUUGGACGCCAAGGAGACCAUCGGCUACUGCCUCAGGCCGGGGGCCAACAUGGCCCUCUUCCGUCGCCACUGACUCGACGGACACCCAAGCCCCAACAAAAGAUGAACUAUUAGGAUAAAAAACCAAGGCAAUUUACUCCAACAUGCUCAUUGUGCUCAGACACAAAAGCCAGACCCAGAGCUGUGCUUUUCCGAAAAAUGGACAGCAAAUGUCAACUCUGUGCAUCAUUCUUGUUCUCACUAUUGAACAAGGAGUUUGGCUCUCGAACAACCAAUUGAGAUAAAGAGAGCACGGUUUGACACUUCGCAACCCUCUCAGCAAGGGUGCCUUUUUGUGGAAUCAGAACACAUUUCUGAUCAAGCGCAUUAUUUGGCACCACCAGCACUUCAGAGAGGAUGGCGAGGAUGGUCCGCAGCUUGAUAAGUACAAAACCACAUCAUUAGUUUUAGUUUUAAUUGGCUGCCGAGUUUAUGAUUAUUGUGAGGAGUCAAAUCCUUAUAAAAAUUGACUAACUUCAAACGUUACUCAUAGAGGAAUUAAAAAUUGAAAAAAAUAUAUAAAGCGAAAGUUAAAAAAAAUUAAAAAACAUAAAAAAUUAACAGAAAAAAUUUCUAAAAAUUAAAAAAUAAAUAAAAAUAGUAGCAAUUAUUUUGAUCACAAUUUUGGGAUAGUAUUUAGUUAUAGAUGGAGCUGAGUUUUAUUUUGCAAAUUUUUAUACUUUUUCAUUAGCAAAACUUGUAUAAUAAUCUUUAUGAAAGUAGGAUUUUGCCUUUAAGUUUAGCCCUAAAGUUUAGGUUGAAUUGAAACUGUGCUGCUCUUACGGUCAAUGAAAUUAGGCGCAAAGACAUUAUUGACAUUGCUUAAUCUUCGCAAGUUAUUAAAAUAAUAACAAAAAUGAGCAGAGCGGGUCUCAAAAAGACGCCCGAAAUAUUAGCACAGAAAAAAACCAUGAGCUUGUAAAUAUACUGUUUUCCCCACUCGGCAGCCAUUGAUUCCCCUUAAUUUGUAAUUUCUUGUAAAUAUUUUGCUGUAUUUUUGUAUAUAUUUUACAUAAUUAUCCGAAUAACGGCCGCGCUGAUUACUGGUUCAAUAGUUUUUAAGGCGUCUCAUUUAUCAGGUAUUGGAAAACAAUUUAAAUUUUACACAAGAUUAUUUUAUUCUCGCUGUCAGUUUCGAGGUCAAGC
This is a messenger RNA of Neocloeon triangulifer, 4147 nucleotides long. RefSeq lists its product as uncharacterized. The record is from RefSeq and is a predicted model, not a curated record. The transcript has 18 exons. Bases 108 to 3035 code for a protein of 975 amino acids. NCBI's taxonomy places the organism in Eukaryota, Metazoa, Arthropoda, Insecta, Ephemeroptera, Baetidae.